CCCUCCAUAGUUUUGACCAAUUUCAGUAGGGUAAAGGGGUAUUGGUAACACAGAAGAGAGGUUAUCCAUAAUAUUUUGAAUACUCAGAAGUUCUAGAAUGUUGCAAUUCAGAUGGUUGCGAUUGUUUGUUAGAAGAAACACAACCCCGAUUCCUGUGGACCGUGCACUUCUUUGGAAAAAGCGCCUGUCGAUAUUCUAUUUUAUUUGUACAUGGAAUGCAUUUGGCGGUGUAUUGUACAUGUGUUACACAGGCAAACGUGACUGGAUGAGAGCAGGUGGUUAUGCCCCUGACGUGGACGUACUUCCUGCAAGGAGCUGGGCGCACACUCUAGGAAUCCCGCAAGCAAGGGUAGUACAAAUGUCUGGGUUUCAAGUAAAAGGAUCAUACGAAAUAAAAGAGGGCGAAGAUAUGUAUACUGGAACACCCCUUGAAGGCACUCUUGGAAAGGAAGAGGCAGUGUCAAGUUGAAAUAAUUCACUUAACAAGUGA
Molecule: messenger RNA, 490 nt
Organism: Diprion similis
Lineage: Eukaryota; Metazoa; Arthropoda; Insecta; Hymenoptera; Diprionidae
Exons: 3
Source: RefSeq, a predicted model, not a curated record